AAUCUUUAUAUAUUGACAGAUUCAUAUCUGCUGAUGAUUAUGACCUUAAUAUUAAAUUAUUAAUUAAGAACUUGAGAGAUAUAAUAAUGAAGAAAUUAUCUGUAUUAUAUGUGAUUGAGUCUUUCAUAUCUCUCUCUGUCUUCUCUGUUUCUUUCUCUGCUACUUCUUCUCAAUCUUCUACACCUGUCUCUGUGUCUGAUUCUCUCACUUCUGCUAUCUCUGCUCUCACUACUUCUACUCUCUCUGCUUCUGCUGUCUCUGCUUUCAUUAUCGGCUCUCCUCAUUUCAAGAAAAUAUUGUAUAGACUUGAUAAAUUAUAUUUCUCA
Messenger RNA from Blastomyces gilchristii SLH14081, 326 nucleotides. RefSeq lists its product as uncharacterized. The annotation marks the transcript as partial. Lineage: Eukaryota; Fungi; Ascomycota; Eurotiomycetes; Onygenales; Ajellomycetaceae. The transcript has a single exon. The record is from RefSeq and is a predicted model, not a curated record.